This is a messenger RNA of Necator americanus (New World hookworm), 465 nucleotides long. RefSeq lists its product as uncharacterized. The transcript is spliced from 5 exons. NCBI's taxonomy places the organism in Eukaryota, Metazoa, Nematoda, Chromadorea, Rhabditida, Ancylostomatidae. Gene Ontology annotation, biological process: proteolysis. The record is from RefSeq and is a predicted model, not a curated record. Gene Ontology annotation, molecular function: metalloendopeptidase activity; zinc ion binding. Bases 1 to 465 code for a protein of 154 amino acids.
AUGAUCCCUUCGCUCUUGUUGGUGCGACUAAUAGUCUUCCUCAUAGCUGCUCGAAUAGCAUCGAUGAGGGUAGAACAGAUCAACAUUUUCAAGAAUGGAACGGGUGCAGAUGUUCUUCAACUGAGAAAUAAAGGAAGAUGCUGGGCAGGUAUUGGUCGUCUCGGAAGUAGAAGCGAAGUAUCGCUACAUCAUAGCGAUAAGGGAUCGUGCUUAACGAACGGAAUUGUUAUUCAUGAAUUGAUGCACGUAAUAGGACUCCAGCAUGAACAUUCACGGUACGAUCGCGACAACUUUGUCAAAGUGCACCGCGAGAACAUUAAAAAGGCUGGAUACGGCUCAAGGAUCUCGUCAACGUCACUCACGAAACUUGAGAACAUCUUAAAUGACAAUGGCGAGGGAACGAAACGAGUGGAAGAGAUGCUAAUGCCCGCACGUCCAGUGAAGACGGGCCAUUUGAGUAUCUAA